Molecule: messenger RNA, 6834 nt
Organism: Caenorhabditis briggsae
Lineage: Eukaryota; Metazoa; Nematoda; Chromadorea; Rhabditida; Rhabditidae
Exons: 24
Coding region: 1-6834 (2277 amino acids)
Source: RefSeq, a predicted model, not a curated record
AUGCCAAACCUAUUGGAAAAGGAACACUUUAAAUUACGAAAACACACUCGAUAUCUGACAAUCCACCGUUUGGCUGAACAGAAAAGCUGGCAUCAGCUAGCCUACGAGGAUCGACUUAGACGGGAAAAUCGAAAAAUUCCAAAAAUAUGCAGGAAGGCGUUUUUUCGAUGGCAUCUGGAACAAUUGGAAGCGAGAAAGAAAUUCAAGAGAUUGAGAGAAAAGAACAAGGAUGAGAGUAUUUAUGUGGCAAAACAAUGGUAUUAUGUAUUGAAGAAGCAUCCGCUGAAACCAAGGGUUGAGUGGAGUUUUCAGAGAGUUCAUAAAUUGAGCUCGAAAAACGAACGGAUUGCUCAAGAGCUAGAAGAGUUGAUGGAUUGUGCAGAGAGAUAUGCUCUGAUUGAUAAUUUAUCCGAUGAGUUUCGAAAGAAGGAAAAAUAUGAGUUAAUGAAAGUUAAUAGUACGUUUUGGAAAAAAUGUACCGACAAAUUUAAGGUCAGUCUUCUUUCAGAAAUUGAAAAAUUCCACUUGGAAGUCAAAAACAGCCGCGAAAUUCUUCUUCGAUCUCAAUCAUUAGCAGCGAUGAAAAUCAGAAUUUUCUUUGAGAAACGAAAAGGACUAAUAUUUGAUAUCAAUGAGUUGAUUGACCCAGAAGUGGGAAACAUGCCAAUCAAGAAGCUUCGAGAAACCAUUAUCACGAAGGUGCUGGAGUUUUCACAGGAGAUUAAUUUGAAGCUAUUGCGAAAGAGUUGGAAGGAUGAAAAAAAGAGAAAUAUUGUUCAGAAUUGUGUAGUGCAAGAAACAACAAAUGCCGCAUUCGGAACUAUUCAACUUUAUUUGAAAACUUUGAGAACAAAGACAUCGUUUAUUGCUAUGGAUUGUAUGAUCGUGGAUCGCAAGCUAUGUGUGAAUUCCGAACAGAUUCGUAUGUUGCUAAAAGAGCCAAUUAGUGUGAUGUGCUCUUUGGAGAAUGUGAGAAUGUCCACAGAAGACUGUGAAACGUGGCAAGAAGAAGCGAUGAUGAGUGUGGAUGCUCUUUCCCAUGAGCAUAUUGCUCAUCAUCCGCUUCUGCAGCCAUAUGCCUUUUUGGUUGGUGAUUACAAGGUCUCACCAAAACUAACCGAAGAGGAAAUGAUAAAAAUGUACGAUGACUCAACUCAUCUUCAAAUUCGUCUAACCAAAGCCUCAAAAUGUUUGAGUGUUCGAUGUUUUGUCCUCCGCUUGGAAGCGGUGUGGGUUGAGAUGGAGCGAAGGAUCAGGAGCUUCAGAAAUCAGUUGAAAAUGGCGAUUCGUAGAAAAUUUACAACUCUACUCAACAAACUUUUAUAUGACUUUCGGAAGUACGAUCGAGCCCUCCAAUACAGAUCCAUCGAUCCAUCUAUGAUGCUGAGCAACAAGUCACAAGUAGAUAUGAUGCUUCAAAAUGAGACUGGCGACAGUGUCAGGCAGUUUGUAGAUGUUUAUGAUAAAGUUUUCGAGAUCACACAGCACAUCUCCCUUGACACUUCUCAAAUGGAUACACUUCUUCAAAUCGCAUCAUUGAGACUUUCUCUUCCACAGUGCAUCAACGAUCACGCUCACUUUUUUCAGAAACGAAUAUCAACUUUUCUUCAUUUUGUCAAUAAAAAGCAAGCAAAAGUGAUGACAAGUGUCCAGAAGGCGAUGGAUAAACUGAAAAUAGUUCAAACAAUGGGAAAUCCACAAGAAGUGGAGACUUAUCUGGCGCAAAUGAUGAAGUUGAGACCGAUGUUGGAUAGUUUGAUAACUGAAAUUGAAGAUUUGAAUAAAUUUGAAAAAGCUGUGGAUAUUCAAGUAUCAGAUGUCACUAAAAUGCGACAUUUUGUCGGGGAAAUCGAGUCGUUGGAAAGUUUGUUUGUGGCUACAAGCGGCUAUUAUAAACAUGUCAAUGCCUUUUUCGAAUCUCGGCGAACAUUGGUGAAUAUUGAUGCAAGCCGGAAUUUCAUUGAACAAUUCACAAUUCAAUUGUCGAUUUUCGAAAGUUCAUUGACAACUCACAGAGCUGCCAAACACUUCAUAGCUUAUGCCAGAAACGAAGUGGAUAGUUUCAAAAAGAACUUUUCGGUAGCCGAAGUGAUGUCAUGUAGAAGAUUACUCGACGCUCAUUGGCUGAGAAUGUCCGAGAUUGUUGGAUUCGAUCUAACUCCAUACGCCAACAGUUCGAUCGCUCAAAUAUGCGAACUUGGCCUAGAAGCACAUCUCCAGCAAUUGAAACCGAUUGCAUUUUCUGCUGAAAGAGAGGCAACUGCAGCUGAUCAAUUACACGCGAUCGUCACUUUUUGGAGUCAGGAACAUCUGGAAAUGAGAUUUCAUUCUCAAUGGAAACUAUCGUUAGCUGUGAAGCUUCGAGAUCUUUAUCGUCGAGUUCAGAAUGAUAUCAACACUUUGAAACACAUGACAAACGUCGAGCAAAUUACGGAUGACUCUUUACCACAAUGGACUGAAUGGACUGCUCGAGCUGAAACAAUUCUGAAGGCGUGGUGUGAGACUCAGCAGAAAUGGAUGAGAGUCGCCAAUAUUUUUGUGACUUGUAGAGACACUUUACAGGUUAAAAAUCUGUUCAAUGUAACCCAAAAAUCAGAAGAAUUGUUUACAGAAGGAAUACGAAUUACUGAGAACUUGUGCCAAAUAUUUCCUAACCAUAGAGAAGAACGUUCUAAAAGAUGCGACCAUUUAUCGAGUGAUGCAACUACCCCAUUUGCCUUGUUGGAUAGAGAAAAUCCGUUCAAUGUUCGUGGACUGCUCGAUGGAAUGAGAAUGAUAAAUGCGAGACUGUGUCUUUCGUCUGAACUGAGUCUUCUGAAUCUUUUCUCAACGACUACAAUCGAUUCAAGACUGAAAUUACUGCUGAAAGAUUGUUUUCCAUCGUUGAGAAGAUUAUGUUUCAAUCGAAGAAAUCAAUUAGAAUUGGUGGAUUUAUUAGGGGAAAAAAUUACGGUAGAUUUAACAAAAGCGGAAAUUGAAAAUCAAGAGCCAUGUGAACUGAUAAGAAGUAUUGAAACGGCGUUUGCAUCAAAACUAACAGAUAUCAUAACCUAUGAACGGCAAGAUCGAUUGAAAGCAGCUAGUCGAAUUGGAGCAAAUGUUGGAGAGUUGAUAGAGACGAGACAAACUUUGGAUCCACUGUUUUUGAGCAGAGUGAUAGUUGAAUAUUGUGAUGAAAAAGCGUACUACAUCCAGCACAAAAGUGUGCAACGCCAGUCUUUACUCACUGUCGACUUUGUGUAUUCGAUUGAAACUAAUCGUUUUAUUCCGAAAAGUCUAGCUGACAACUGGAGUAGCGGACACAUUAUUCUGUUGAUUGGAGAGAUGUGUUCCACACGAAAUUUUGUAUUGAAACUGUCAAAUUGUCUGUGUUCGAAUCUCCGAAUCGUCAACUCUCACAACCUUCUCGAGUCGGCAUUUUUGGAACGACUCACUAAAUGUAUAUCGAUGACAAACUGGUUUGUGUUAUUGGAAAAUGUGGAUUUGCUGACAUCCCAAUUAGUGUUCAAUCUCUUCAAAAUGCUUUCGAAUCAAGCAGUUCCGUUUCCAAGAUUGUUUCUUUCGUCUACGGAAGAAAUCAGGAAUCAACUUCCAACAACUAUCGCUAUCGAGCACUUAAAGGAUCACUUGGGAGGAUUUCAUGAUGUAAUCGAACCGUCUCCUGCAUUCAAAUUUGACACGGGUACUCCAUUAUCAAGUGUCAGAUCCUCUUCAAUUCCAAACGCAUCCAAACUUCCAGUCGGAUCAUCUCUCCAACCUCCUUCUUCUCCACAUUCAGUACUUUUGGAGAAAAUCGGAGCAAGGAUUCGGAAUCGAGAGAUAUCAGGAUGUGUGGGUCCCAUGGCAAAAGAGACUCUAAAAGAAACACUGGAUCACUUUGCUGAAAAAGUUGUUUGGAUUUACAUCGACGUCUUCAUUCGAGAUCAAUUAGUUGUCCAUUCUGAUGAAUUUGCCGCAUCUCCAGCUGGAAUACUUUUCGAAGUUCUGUCUCCAAAUGUUCUUCAAUCCAAUGGAUCGGAAAGUGAGAGAAGUUAUCACUCAACCAUCUCAACGAAUUCUGUAUGCAUCAACACAAUCGUCGUAUUCUAUGGAUUCUCUGAAUUCUGGAAUAUCUUUCCGUUCAUUUCUCCAUUAUUCCUGAAGAAAGAUGGAUUUUCUGCUCAAACGCCGCCAUUUUUGACUUUGGAUGAUGGAAGCACAUAUUGGCCACAAGAGAAUGUUCAGUUCUUGAUGUGUAUUCCAGAUGAAGAGGGUUUUCAUUUGAAUACGGUGAAAAAGUUUGAUAUUCCGUUUCAUGUUGUUACUGAGAACCUCAAAAUGGAUGUAGCCAGAAGUUGGAGAAAAAUUUGGCAGAAAAAAUAUUCAGAACUCUUCAAUAAAAUCUCUCUGGUUGAAAUAAUGGAUGAGCUGGUAGAUCGAAUUCUAUCCCCGAUGUCCUCAUAUUUCUCGGAAACAUUCCUAUGGCCAUCUACUCUAUUUCAAGUCAUUCAUCAAGAUCUUACAGAAGUAAUCCCAUUAUCACGCACCACUUCUGUAAACGACACUCUUCGGAUUACUGUAAUUCUUGCAACGGCAAACUAUAUCUCAAUUUUCUCAGAUGAUCAAAAGAAAGUGGAGACAAAGCUAAUGAAAGUUUUGGUAUCGAUACGAGAGAGGCUAUCAAUUCAGAUUCCCGAUGAUGUUUGUAAUUGGAAAAUUUCCUAUCAAGAUGCGACGAAGUUAGUGAAAUGGGAAGAAGAACCAUUUUGUCAAAGCUCUAUUGAUAAGGAUAGUGCCAUUGGGAAUAUUAUGAUAGUGACUCCUUGUAUGGAUCGUCUCUUGUUCUACAGUAUCCGUUUGCUCAGUUCUGGUCACAAUAUUCUGGUCCACGGCCCUCCGUACUCUAGGAAGACAAUGUUCGUCAAAAUGAUAUCAAAAUAUCUGUGUUCUUCUGAAGAUGCAAAUGUUAAAUUCGUUUGGCUGGAUGGUAAAAGUCGAGUUGGAAACGAUGUGGCCCAGAAAAAGUUUGCGACGAUUGUGGAGACUUGCGAGAAGGCUCAUCAGAGUGAGCAAUUGUACAUUGUGAUUGAUCGGUUCUCGUUUACGGAGCCUCUUCUUCCAAUUAUCGAAUUCUUUGUGGACCAUAAAACUUACUGGAAAGAUGGGAAAUUGUGUAAAUCGGAUUCUCAAAUCCGAAUGAUUAUUGUGACAGAUGAAGAGGAUUACGCAUGGUUGUACAAGACUAAAGCUCUCGCAUCCACUUUCGUUGGUAUUGCAAUGCCCCCAUCCACAAAGUUCCAAGAUCAAAAACCAUUGGUUCAAACUUUGAUAGCUGCCAAUUUUACAGCGAAGUUGGAUUUAUCAGAAAAGGGAAUUAUACUGAUUAUUAACUUCUUUUUCAGAUCAUUCAGUUCCGAAUACCACCACCAUCUAGAACCUUUGUCAUCUUGCAUUGUGGAAAUUGUUAAGAAACCUUAUGUGAAAAAUCUGUCAUCCAUGGCUCUUGCAACUCGUCUUGCCAAAUCAUUCUUCUUCGCGUUCCCUGAUAAUUGUCCGGAUCCGAAUGCUCUUCUUCGAUUAUUCAUUCACGAAUCAGCUCGAGUGAUUGGAGAUGCCAUCGAUCCUUCACAUCGACCAACGUUUGCUCGACAAUUCGAAACUCUGAUCGAUGAAAAUUUCAACACAACCCAACAAGCAAUCCUUAAACAUAUUGCUCAGAUUUCGGACAACGAAGAGGACGAAGAAGAAAAGGAAGGAAUUGAAAAGAGACCUCCAACGACAAUUGAUAUGUUUGAUUUAAUAUAUUCGGAAGUGGAUGCACACGAUGUUGUCGAUGGAUUGAGUUAUGAACCAGUUGUGGAUAGAGUUCAAUUCCAGAGAAGUAUUGAGAACUUUCUUUUCGAGCAUCAUAGAAACCAUCCAAAAGAUAGAAUAAGGCUAUUCAUUGAUUGGGAAACAAGCGGAUGGGUUCAAAGAGUGAUGAGAGUUAUCCGGCAAGCAUCAGAGCAUAUGGUCUUAGUGGCUCCACCGAAUAGUGGGAGGACUCAGGUCGUCAAAGCAGCAUGUGUAGCUUGUAAUGCAACUAUGAUGCAUAUGCAAGUCGACGCCACCUGCUAUGAUACAUUCAUCUCGAGAUGGGAAUAUGCGUUGAGUAGGGCUAUCAACAUUAUAGCCAAUACAAAUCAGCACGUUGUUAUCCUGGUACAUCUUGACUUUUGUUACGAAAAAGUGGAGCCUCGCUGGAUGGAACAAAUCAAACUAUGGAUUGAAUGUCCCAAUACACAGCAUCUAGUUUCUGACGAGCAACUCCACACUAUGGGAGAACAAUUGAUCGAAUGCGAGAAGAACUUGGCGACUCAAAUGCAAACGAUUGGAUUGAGACUUCCCGGACAGAGAAUGUGUAAAUAUCUUCCUGUGGAAACAUUAAAAGAACCGCAAGCGCUUCGGAAAGUUCUAGAAGCAAGGAUUUUUGAUGCCCUUCAUGUGAUGUUUCUUGUGGAUCCGCAGUUUAAGAGCGACUUCUCCUGGUGCACAAUUUUCCAUGUUCCCGUGAGUUUUUUUUUCGUGAGAAGUCUUCUCAAACAUUGGAAAAUUCAGAACAUUGAAAAGUCCGAUUUGAUCUCAAAAGUUUCAAAAAUUAUAUCGGAUUGCAAAGUUGAUGAAGCAACACAAAUCAUUGUUUCUACAUUUUUCAUUGGUUCGUUUUCCAGAGAUUUUUCCCGUUUUUUGAAUGAGUCGCUUUCAGUUAAAAAGUAUUUACAAGCAAUAGGCAUUGCUCUUCCUGGAACUCUAUUCAGCCAAUUGUUUGAAGUUGCUGACUGUUUUCAAAUUGUAUUCAGACAACAGAAAAAGUGA